AUGACCAGCUUCUGUCCCCACCCUACGAAAGGACCGUGCGUCUCACCUGAAAUGAAUGCACCAGAGGAAAAGUCCGCACCUUCACUUCGACUGAUGGUAACGACCACGUGCAUAGAUGAUGACCUUCCGGAGCUAAAACCAACCCAGGCCGAUGAUGAAGACAAUCCAGAGAUAGCGGGGCGGGUAUGGGAAGAAGCCGGGUUGGUAAAGCCUCGGAGAAGGAGGAGAAGAAAGCCUGUAGUUGUUUCGGAGAAAAGAAAGGAAGAGGACGACAGUCGACAAAAGGUAAAGAAAAAAGAACCCGAGGAUAUGUGGGAAGCGUUUCAAAAGCUGGAGGAAACCCAACCGGAUCUGAUCGAGUACAAGUCGAUUAUGUCACCAGUGGCGGUCAAUAUGCUGCAACAGAAGCAGGACUCUGCCAAAGCUGGCUCUCUUGGUGAUCUGAUCAACCAGCUCAUCAAGGUGAAAUCAGCGAAAAGAGAGAGAACGAACAAAGCCAGUCACGAUAAGCAAGUCGGUAGUGCCAAAGCAGAGCCACCGCCGCCACCACAGCUGCCAAAAGAAGUCCUUCAAAGCCCUCAACCUCCAACUCCAGUCCGACUGACUAAAUCGUUGGGUCCUCCGCCGCCUUCCCCAAAAACAAGUGGAACUCAGAAAGCGAAAAGUGAUGCAGAAGUGGAGAAAAGAAGCAAAGCAUUAUCAAAACAGGUGAAGAAAGGUGAAGAAUUGAAAAAGAAGCCCAUCGUUAGUAAGAAGAAGAAG
Messenger RNA from Ostertagia ostertagi, 762 nucleotides. The record is from the annotation of a GenBank genome assembly. Lineage: Eukaryota; Metazoa; Nematoda; Chromadorea; Rhabditida; Trichostrongylidae.